Sorghum bicolor (sorghum) is the source of this 3224-nucleotide messenger RNA. Its product is annotated as telomere repeat-binding protein 5. Bases 292 to 2412 code for a protein of 706 amino acids. The record is from RefSeq and is a predicted model, not a curated record. Gene Ontology annotation, molecular function: protein binding. Lineage: Eukaryota; Viridiplantae; Streptophyta; Magnoliopsida; Poales; Poaceae. The transcript has 10 exons.
GGCCAACCCACACCACCGCACCACGCACCUCCACCACCAGAAGAAAAAACCAAGGCGGAGGGCGGAGAGGAGAGCAAGGAGGGAGAAGGGGGGGAAAGGGAAAUAAAAAUAAAAGAGGAGAGGCGAAGCAAGGAGAGCGAGCACCCCAGACCCAGAGGCAGGGGAGGGGGGGAAUAAUUCCGCAGGGGUCGAGGGAUCUCGGCGGGUCCGGCCGCGGAGGAGCACCGGCGAGGCGGCGAUCCGAGGGCGAUCGGAGGCGGGCGAGCGUCGACGCCGGCGAGAUUUGUGUUGAUGACAAGCCAUGAACAGCGCAACCACCAGUUGUUAACUAACCCUCUUGUAAACUUCAAGCAACCGAAGCGAAGAGCAGAAAUGGUGUUCCAAAAGAGGUCGUCGUCAGAGAUGGAGUCGUGCGGUGGAGGCCAAGUCGCGGAGAUGCCGCGCGUUCCCAAGUCUGCAAGGGGCAAGAGAUCGGUCAGGAAGAAGGAGGCCCAGAGCCCGGCCCAGAUGUCCGCAUUCGACCUUCUCGCGACGGUGGCAGGGAAGCUGCUUGAUGAGGGGGUGGGCUCGCUGGGGAACAUGAGCGCCGGUGCCUCUGCCUUGGCUGCGUGCGCGAAGGAUGUCCGUGUGAAGCAGGAGCAGUGUGAUGAGGAAAUGAAGCAGUUCAAGCAUGAGGUGACGGAUCAGGACAGCUGCAAUGAGAGUGCAAUUCUCCCCCACAUUGCUUUCCAGCGGGCGGUGAAUAAUGCUCGGACUGAGGAUCCUAAGGCGAAAUCUGAGGCCCAGGACAAGGAAUCCUCCAUGAUCAGCUGUACCAAGGCUGAAUUGGGUUGUAAUUUUGGUGUGAUCGCAGAUAGGUGGUCGCCUGAAUCCGUGGAAUCAGGAGCCUUCACAGGAGAUGCAGUGGCGAGCCUGAUGCCGACGGCCCCAGCAGGAUUUCAUAAGAAUGCACCCGAAAUGUAUAAUUUGCUUGAUUCAAUGGAUGUGGAUGCCAAGCCUCCUCCUUUGGUCAGCUCUGACAGCACCGGAGAGAUGCCAUUGUAUGGCGAUAAAAUUCACCGCUCAACCUCCUUACCAAGGGGCCCAAAGGGAGUGGGGGGUUUUGCUGUAGAUAGAGAUGAUGACGACGAUAAGUCCUCUGGGUGCACUCAUCCGAGCACCACCACUAACAGGGAUUUCAGGUCCAAUUGUACAGCUGAGUAUAGUAGGGUAAGGAAGCUGCUCACUAGUAAGUACAGGAAAGUUGCUCCAGCGAGGAUUCACAAAUCUGAUCUUUCCUAUAGUGAUGUCGAGCGGAAGCCUUCUUUCCGGAACAAGAAAAUGCAUUAUACACGACAGAGGACACAAAGGAGUACAUUCAAGCGGAGGAAGCUCUUUGAUCGCCAUUCAGUUCUAGCAUCUGAAUUUGGUGCAGCAAAUGGAAAGGGAAGCACAAAGGUUACCGGAAGAGACUCUCAUGCUGAAGCAAACAAGGGGACUAAUUCAAUGCCAUUCCAGAAAUCUUGUGUGUCAAAUGAUUGCCAUGUGAAACUUAGAAUUAAGUCUUUUAAGGUGCCUGAACUUCUUGUUGAAAUCCCAGAAAGUGCAACUGUUGGCUCACUAAAGAAAACUGUUCUUGAGGCGGUGACUGCGAUUCUUGGAGGUGGUCUACGUGUCGGUGUUCUUCACCAUGGAAAGAAAGUCAGAGAUGAUAGUAAAACGUUAAUUCAGGCUGGGAUUGGCCAGGAUGAUAUGCUGGACAACCUAGGCUUUUCACUUGAACCCAACUGUACACAAAACCCACAAGUCCAAGUUCCUGAAGAUAUCAGUUUCCUUGAAACCAUUGAUACUACCGAACCCCUUGCAAGGAUUGCACCUGCUGACUCAUGUUCUAAGCAUGGUGAAGUGGAUGUAUCACAGGAGCUUGCAUUGACCCCAUUAGCAAUGAACUACCAGGGCAGUGAUCAUGAUUCUGUGCACUCCCCUCGGGGUGUCUCAUCACCCGAUAAAGUGUCCACACACUCGCGAGCUUUAGUUCCAGUUCCAGCUGCAGAUCCCAAUGCAGGAGCUGUAGUUCCAGCGAAUAAGUCUAAGAGGUCACCAGAGCAGGGGCAACGCAGAAUCAGGCGCCCGUUUUCUGUUGCUGAAGUAGAAGCACUUGUGCUCGCAGUUGAAAAGCUUGGAACGGGAAGGUGGCGAGAUGUUAAACUUCGCGCUUUUGACAAUGCAAAGCACCGUACUUACGUUGAUCUUAAGGACAAAUGGAAGACGCUGGUGCACACAGCGAGCAUCUCGCCACAGCAGCGGCGUGGCGAGCCGGUGCCUCAGGAGCUGCUCGACCGGGUCCUGGCGGCCCAGGCCUACUGGUCCCAGCAGCAAGCCAAGCUCCAGCCUAAGACGCCCCCGCUGGCUGAGGCUCGCUUGCUCACCUAAUAAUUCGAUGAUCCCGGCUGAUGGCCUCCUCCGAGGCCAUUGCAGCCUUUGUAUAAAGUCAGUAAGUCAGUCAGUCCCUUCACAGGAGGUUUAAGGAAGAUAUAUUAGAAAAAAAGAAUACAUAUAUAAGGUACAAGAAGCAUUGACCGAUUUGUUGUAAUAUCUACUCACCACCGGUUAUUCUUUAAGCCAGGAUUCUCUCUCCUUGUGAAUUUAACCAAAGGAAAGGGUAUUUCUUUGGCAAAUUGUACAUGUUGAUGAUGGAAGAAGAAGAUGAUCCAUGAACUGAGAUCUGCAGUGUCUACUACUAAUGGCUCACAAUUUUUGCAAUUGUGAUUAAGAAAUUCAAGGUCCUGCUUAACCAAGCUCUCCGGCUCCAGCUCCAGCUUUUGGAUUCUCUUGUGAAGUUGUUGCCUCCUUACAGAAGCUGGUGUAUUCGGCUUGAAUUGCAGCCUAUAUAGUCUGACCCACUCAUACAGACGGCCACAGAAGCCGUAAAAGGAGGGUAGCUUCUUUUGUUGAGUUUAGGCUUUUGGAGCAAAGCUCCAGCAUCGAAGUCUAGGCUGAGACGGAGCGAGGCCAAAGCGGCACCGAAAGGGAGCUUCAGAUUCUUUUGUUCAAUUGAAUUCAUUCUUUUGUUAGUGGAGAGUGACGGAAGGAUAGGAGAUUAGGAGGGAUGGAUCUUUGGUUCACUUUUCCUUUUUUUUUUCUUCUUCUAUUACAUUAACUGUAUGUUAUUUCACCAAUCAUGUAGUUACCCUCAAAUUUGUAAUUGAUGAAUUAACAAAAUGGAAGGAAAUACUUUUAUACCA